Messenger RNA from Chionomys nivalis (European snow vole), 12458 nucleotides. It is a transcript of the gene Fut9, whose product is annotated as fucosyltransferase 9. Gene Ontology annotation, cellular component: membrane. The transcript is spliced from 3 exons. Gene Ontology annotation, molecular function: alpha-(1->3)-fucosyltransferase activity. The coding region runs from base 559 to 1638 and encodes 359 amino acids. The record is from RefSeq and is a predicted model, not a curated record. Lineage: Eukaryota; Metazoa; Chordata; Mammalia; Rodentia; Cricetidae.
UGGCAGGGGAUUAGGGCAAGACCCACAGCCUCAUCUCGGAACUCCUCGGGUGAGAACCUGCACUCGGCUGCUACGCUCCUCCCUUCCCUUCCCAACUCACGGUGAUCAUCUCCGUCUCCCCUCCGCAUCCCUGCCCCCCUCCCCUCCCGGCUUUCUUUGCUCUCCCUCCUUGCCGCGUGCCUGCUCCCCUCCCCCUCGCCUGGCUGCUCUGGGCAGCAGCAGCCUCAGCAGCCUCAGCAGCCCCGGAGAUGGGCAGAGAGCGCGCGGGGCGCUGCAGCUCUGGAGCCGCCGCUCUCCCCGCCCCCGGUGCCCUGCGCCCCCGCCGCCGCUCUCGCCGCCUGGCUGUCCCCCGACUCCAGCUCUGCUUCUAGGACAGCGCCGCCACCGCCGCAAGCCCUCGUCCCGCCCGCGCUGCGCUACCCUCAAGCGCCCUGGAUGGCGCUUUCCCUUGUCGGGAUGGAAUCGGUUUAGGAUGUGACAAUUCAAGUAUCUGGUAACUCAGUGGAGUAGCUCAACACCUGUCUCUGCUUCCCAUGCUCUUCUCUACAGUAAAAAAUUAUGACAUCAACAUCCAAAGGCAUUCUUCGUCCAUUUCUAAUCGUCUGCAUCAUCCUGGCCUGCUUCAUGGCAUGUCUGCUUAUUUACAUCAAGCCGACCAACAGCUGGGUCUUCAGUCCAAUGGAGUCUGCCAGUUCUGUCCUGAAAAUGAAAAAUUUCUUUUCCACAAAAUCUGAUUAUUUCAACGAAACCACUAUUCUGGUUUGGGUGUGGCCCUUUGGGCAGACCUUUGACCUUACAUCGUGCCAAGCGAUGUUCAACAUCCAUGGAUGCCAUCUUACGACAGACCGCUCACUGUACAACAAAUCCCACGCGGUCCUGAUACACCACAGAGACAUCAGCUGGGAUCUGACCAAUUUACCUCAGCAGGCGAGGCCACCCUUUCAGAAAUGGAUUUGGAUGAACUUAGAGUCACCCACUCACACUCCCCAAAAGAGUGGGAUUGAGCACUUGUUCAACCUGACACUCACUUAUCGCCGUGAUUCCGAUAUCCAAGUGCCUUAUGGCUUCUUGACGGUGAGCACAAAUCCCUUUGUGUUUGAAGUGCCAAACAAAGAGAAGCUGGUGUGCUGGGUUGUGAGUAACUGGAACCCUGAGCAUGCCAGGGUCAAGUAUUAUAAUGAGCUCAGCAAGAGUAUUGAGAUCCACACCUAUGGGCAAGCAUUUGGAGAAUACGUGAAUGACAAAAACUUGAUUCCCACUAUAUCUACUUGUAAAUUUUAUCUUUCUUUUGAAAAUUCAAUUCACAAAGAUUACAUCACAGAAAAGCUUUACAAUGCAUUUUUGGCCGGCUCAGUACCCGUUGUCCUGGGACCUUCUAGGGAAAACUAUGAGAAUUACAUUCCAGCUGAUUCAUUCAUUCAUGUGGAAGAUUAUAACUCUCCCAGUGAGCUGGCAAAAUAUCUAAAGGAAGUUGACAAAAACAAUAAGUUGUACCUUAGUUACUUUAACUGGAGGAAGGAUUUCACUGUCAACCUCCCACGAUUCUGGGAAUCACAUGCAUGCCUGGCUUGUGAUCAUGUAAAAAGGCAUCAAGAAUAUAAGUCUGUUGGUAAUUUGGAGAAAUGGUUUUGGAAUUAAAGUUUUCAUAAUUUUCACAUUUAGUGAACUAUAUGAAUGUGACAUCAUUCAAGUUCCGACAAUAAGAGGAACACUUUGCUUUUAUGUCACAGAUUAUUUUUUCCACCCUCCACUGAGUAACAUGUAUAUUUUGAUGGAAAUUUUUAAGAGCUCAGAAUAAGCGAUCACUCCCUUUGGUUUUAAAUUAUCCUGUAUAUAUGUGAUAAUGAGCACUGGAAAUAAUUUAUUCUUCCUUCUCAUUUGUAAACAUUCUUUUGAACAUUUUAUAGUUGCCUGUAAAGUAAGGUUAUGAUUCAAUUGUUUCUACACCAACCCGAUCUAUAAUCUGUUUGGGAAAUGGAAAUGCAUACCCUAAAAUUUGAAAGAUUUUUACCAAGGAUUAUAAUGUCUAGAUUCUAGCUUGCAUAAUGUUAACAAAGAAGGAUUAGAGUAUCACUUAAUUUUUAACCUCUUCGACUUCAGAGUUGAACACUGUGUAUAACUGAUGUCAUUUUUACCUGUUUACCACAUUUGUGAAGACGGACUUAUUCAUGUAGUAAAUAAGAAAGAUAUGAAGCAGAAAUGUUAUUAGACUUUACAUUCAUUUGCAUUAAGUUGUUUUGCAAAUGCAGACUCUCAAUAUCUUAAAAUAUCCAAAAAUUUUGAGACAUACAAUUUAUGUGAUAUUUUUAAUGCCUAAAAACAGCUAGGAGAAGUUUUGAUUGUCCCCUCUCGAAUCUUUAACAUUGCCAUUUUUGCAAAAAUAAACAAUUUCCUCAUAAAACAAGUAAAAUGGUAUCUGUAAUACAGAUAAAAUACAUAAAUUGUGCCAAUUAUAUAAUUUUAAUUACUUUGUCCAUUUGAAAUAGUUUCGAAAGCAUCAAUAUUUACAAGUUUUAUUUUUCCUUAUUUUGUAAUAAAUGCAUAUAAAACUUGAAAGGUCUAUCCUUUCAUUUUAAAAACCCUAAACAGAAUUAUUACAACUGGUAUGUAAGUGGGAAUUUUCAAGGGACAGUGCUAACACAGAGUAGGAUCUCAAAAUAUUUUUAUUAAAUAAAUAAAUUAACAGCAUUGGAAAAUCAUGGGUAAUUUUUAUUUGUUUCAAUAAAGGAACAGUUCUAGUCUAUGGCUAUUAAUUGAAAAUUAUCUUUUUAUUAUGUUUUAAAACUAUUCAUGCAUAGCAUAUGUUGUUAUGAUAUUCAGGGCUGUACAGAACCAGUAUAAGCUUAUUAUUGCACUGAAUUUGGGGGCUUGUUACCCAUGAACUUUCAGCUGCCUGCAGAAAUUCUCUUUUGAAAGUUUAGAGGAAGUAGACGGGCAUAUGUAGACAAAGUAGAUUAGGAAAAAAAAAAGCAGAUACCUAAGACUUUUACAGUAAAUUAUUCUCCAAAGGAUUCCUAAUGCUUGUGUUCUACUCUACUCAAAACCUACAGGAAAUGUAAUGCUGUGAUGAAAUCCAAUUGGAUCUUUCGUGGCUCAUUGUAGGUUUCCUAUUAACUGUUACAAUCAACACAAUUUAUACUCUCUCCGUAUAGAUCACGGGGAAAGAUACACUUUAGUUCAGUUAGCAGGUAAUUGUGUGCCCUGUGAGAGAAUGAGCUUCCCUGGCAUGGGAAGGAUUUGAACAAAUACUCCAGAAUUAAACUGGAGAAUUAAAAUUUGGUUUCAUGUUUAUUUUUUUCAGAAAUAAUUAUACAAAAGAUAAACACAACAAUAUAACACAAAAAUAAAAAAAACAUGUCACUGCCUUAAAAGGGCUUGUGAAAGAGAGCUUCCUCAACUUUUAAUGGAGAUCGUAUGAGUCAUUGUUCAUUUACUGAAAAAAAAACUACUAAUGAAUUUACCCAAUUGUUUUGCUACUCAUCAUGUGUUGGAGCUGCAGGCUCUUUCCAUCAUUUGAUCUGACAUAUAUUUAUUUCUUUUGUCCACACAUUGUUUUAUGUAUAUGGAGGUAAAGUGCAUAUACAUGGAUAUUGUCCUAAAAGCUAUACCAUAUAUUUAUUUGUUUAAAAGCUAAUUUCAGACAUUUACAUUUAUUCAUUAUCUUUUUGAUCCAUAAAAUAUAGAUACCUAAAGACACAAUGCAAUGCUAAGCUUAGAAAGCAUUUUCUCUGAAAGCUGGAAAGCAUCUAGUUGUGUUUCCAUCCACCAUUGCUAAACUGGACGCUAAGAGACCUGGAGGCAGCUAGCUGUCUCUUCUGUUGACAGUGAAUUUGAGCUUAUUCUUAAAAUGAAACUACAAUUAAAUGCCAGAAAUAUAAACCAAGCCAAGGCAACAAGUAUUUCAUUAGUGCAUCUGUACAUUGUGAGCCUAAUCCAAGCCAUAGAAAUGAGUGUUUGAAUUCCAAGUGAACAGUGAAUCACCAGCAUUUUAACUAGAGAAAAUCACAACAAUAUUCAUAAGCUAAAUUCUUCUAUCUGAAUUAAUUAUACAUAAAGCAUUAUUUAUUCAUGACAUAUAUUGAAAGACUGUCAUUCCAACCCCACACAUAGUGAUAGUAGAUAUUGGAAUUUAAGGAUCCUAUUGCUGUUAAUGUCAUGUUUGUCUCCACACUUCUACACCUUAUUGUACAAAUAUGUCCCAAUUCCUGCGAUGUCAAUAACACAUUGAUAUGUGGCAUGGUAAUCUCUGGGACUUCAACUUUUGAAUAUAUAGUUAACAAAACUUUACAUUUUGACACUUUUUCUCAUUUGUUUUAGCAGCUGAUCUUUAGCAAAAAGAGUGAGCUUUGCUAUGUGUAAGUGAGAAACAAUAACUGAAAAGAUCUGCCACUCGCCACUCACAGUUUUUUAAUGAUAUCUCAUGUGAAAGAUAGAUUGAUUCAAUCAACUUGGCUUGCGGUUGGUUAUAAUAAAGACUGAUAAUAGGCCUGGGAAUAAACUAUGACUCUAAAAUGGCCAUGAACAAGUUUUUAUUCCAAGUGCAGAAAGUCUUACAAUCAGCACUCUGAAUAUUUAAUUGUUAAUUAUUGCAGGCCUUAUUAGUAAGAAUAUGCAAAUGAUUAUUUUGAAGUUCUCUGAUAAGAACAUAUACUGAAUUAUCCAUAUCUAUCUGGAUUCAUAUUUGAAGAAGGAAAACCAUGACAGUCAUUUAUUUUAGGACAGCCAUGACUUCAUAUGAAGUAGAAACUAUAAAAAAUAAUCUUAGUGAGAAAAUAGCAACAACUCACUAUGAAAAGCAUAGCCCCAAAGUGCGUAAACCUGGGCUAAAUGCAUUGAGGUGUAAAAUGACUAUAGUAAGAUACUGCUCAUUCAUUUCCUGGCUGCCUGGACCCAAAUAAUCACAUAGAAACAAUAUUAAUUACAACACUGUAUGGCCAAUGACCCUAGCAUAUUACUAACUAGCUCUUGCAUUUUUAAUUAACCCGUGUCUAUCAAUCUAUGUAUCGCCAUGAGGCUGUGACCUACCUGUAAGGUUUCUAAGGUUCCGAUGUGUCCUCCUCAGCAGCUACAUGGCAUCUCCCUGACUUCAUCUACUCUCUAUCUCCGUUCAGCUUUUAUGCCUGACUUCCCUCUGCUUAGCCAUUGGCCAAAACUGUUUUAUUCAUCAACCAAUAAAGCAAUGCAUAUACAGAAUGACAUCACACAACCAAUGACAAAAUACUUAAGGAAUUAUUUGCUAAGUCUUUAAAUUCUUACUUCUAAUUAGAGAUUUAAAAAGGAGGAACAAAAACAGAAAAUAAAUUACUGAGAUUUUUUUUAAUUUACUGGUCUAUUUUCAGACUAGAUUUCAAGGCAGCUACUCACCCAGAAGGUGAUUUGUGUGGAUUAAUGUUUCAUGAAGUUUAGCUCUCCAUAUUUUUCCUUCAUGUCUAUCACCUGCCCUGAACUCUAAUCUCAAGGGAGGAAGUAUUAAAAUUUGUAGUCAAGCUGGUGAAUAGAAUAGACAUUAGAAGCUAAAGGGUAAGUAAUUCCUGAUGAAGGACAGGUCACUAAUAAAUGCCUAGUCAAUGGUUACAUCAGUGAAAUUAGUGGAUGUGAAAAAUACUUUUAAUGUAGUCAAAAUACCAACUUCUUCCAGACAAAGGACGUUUUUAUAUUGACUUUACUGUUCACAUUUCUCCUGGAUAGAGAGAGUAGACUGUAUAAGUUCUUUUUAUCAUGCUUUGAGAAUCCAGAAGAGGUGCUGGAGUUCCAGAGGUCCUGAGUACAAUUCCCAGAAACCAGGAUGGUAACUCACAACCAUCUGUAAUAGGAUCUGAUGCCUUCUUCUGACAUGCAGGUAUGCAUGCUGAGCACUCAUACAUAAAAUAUAAAUAGAUAAAAAUUUUUUAAAAGAACUCAAAAGAAAUAAAAUGCUAAAAAAAGAUUAAACUAUAUUUGGAACUUGUUGGUUCUAUUCUAUUUUAAUAUUAAUCACUCACCAGCUGUUUCUAAUAGAAAAUAAAUGGUUAUGUAAAUAGCAUACAAAAUCAAGCACCAUGGUAAGCAAAUAUGUAUUAUCAAACCCUGAGAAGAGAAAGCAGUUUUACCCUUCAUCCCUUGCUAAUUGCAUUUGUUGUACUGUGAAGGUACUGCAAAAAUCAGUCAGUCAGGUGAUUUUCAAUUGGGGGCAUCUCUACUCCAGAGACUUUAUAGCACUUUGAAAACGGGUAAGUUCUGCUCCUAUCUGAAGUGUGGUCCCUCUUUGUAAUUGAUGUUCAAUGCAUCCAUAUUCAUAAGCAGUUAAUAGAGUUCAAAUGGGAGAUACACUGUUAAACUAGAAAUAUAAGUAAUUCUACCCUAGGCAAUCAUUGCGACAAAUUGUAGCCUUGAGAGAGUCACUUAACCUCUCUGGAUGACCAUGUCCGUAAGAAUUCCUUCAACACCACUGCUCUUUAGUACAGGGCCUAAAUUUAUAUGUGCGUAAAUUUAAAUUUCAAAUUUCAUUGCCCAUCUAGAAAUAUUUUUGAAAGUUAACGCUCCAAAUAGAAUUUUUUUUAUUUCUCUGCAACAAUAUAUAAAUAUCUAAAACAUGAAACUGGUUACUUUAAUGAUGGAAAUAAUAUAAUCUUGGUUCUUUAUUGAAGCUUACAAUGUAGCAAGUGCUCAAUUAACUAAUCUCCUGUAUUGUUUCCUCUUAGGUCUUUUGUAACAUACUUUGAGAAUUUGAUUGCCUGUAGAAAAUCAACCAUAUAUUGAAGUCUAUUCUAAAGUAAUUCAGAUUCUUCCUGUAAUAUUAAAAGUCUUACUAUAAUAAAACUAUUUAUUGAUGCAAAACUCAGGAAGUCAGUUGAAGCUCCUCAGGCAUGUCAUCAUCAACAGAAAUAUACAAUUUGAUUGUAUAAGAUUGAGCAUAAAUUUAGAAAUUUUAUUCUUUUAACCCAUAACUAAUUAAUAGCCACCCAUUUAAUACAUUCUGAGUGCAUUUGAAUUUAAAAGAAAAUUUCCAAUCACUAAUUUUUUAAAGCAUUACCCAAAGCGUUGUUUCUAAGUCAUGUGAUCUAGAGUUUGUAAGAGACAUUGCCAAUAAUAUAACAACUGGCCCCUGUUUUAGGCAAUUAGAAUCUUUUCAACUUAGAAUAGAGAAGAAUGAAGAAGGGAGGAGCUAUUAGGACCCUGUGCCUGACUGACAUUUGCAUUGGGGACUCCUUAGAUCAAUGGUAUCAGAAUUAUUUACAUCAUUUCAAAUACUACUAUAUACCAUUCAUGCCCCAGGACUGUAUUUUUAAUAGCUCCCUAGACAAUUCUGGCAUGUUGCCAGUUUUAACAGUCUGUGUUCUGCUUAUUAAAUAGAAAUCAUUCUAUAUUCAAACAAUACAGGCAUGAAAUAUUGCUCACUUGCAAUCUUCUUAAAUAUAUUGAUAUGUAUUACUAUAUUUCAUAACUCAAGAUGUUCCUCAUACCUAAUUAUGCCUUCCACAGCUGUGCUGCUCUUCAACUAAUCCUGUGAUUUAGGGCAAACAAUUUAGCAUUUCCAGCUAUUUACUUGGAAAAAUUUUUUUUUCAUUCUCUCCUUUAGCUUUUAAAUGCUUUUUUUUCAGCACAAAAAGAAGAGUAGACAGUUAUUAGGAUCUCUUGCAGUCAACAAGCCAUUGUACAUGCCUGACCACUUGUUUUCCUGGGUCUCAGCAGCCUGUGGGAUACUUAGGAUAUGACAAUCAAUUAUAACACUGUAGACUGUCCACAAUCAUGAAUUCAGAUUUAAAUGCAAGUUAUGUUGUUCACUAGCUGUGCUUGAGCUCUUCAUCUUUAAGAAAGAAAGUUAAGACUCUCAGAUUUGUGUAUGUAUCAUGAGGGUAGGCUAUCUUAAAAACAAAUGAAUGAACCUCCUAAUAAUAUUGAAUGUCCAAUAAUAGACAAUGAUAUAUACAUAUAUUUAUGUGUAUGUGUGUGAAUGUUUUACCCCUAAUCUAUCCCUCAGUUAUAAAAGAGAAUAAGAGAAAUCUAGAACAUAUCAAAAUUUCAGAUCUAACAUCUGUUGAUGUUAAGCUGGCAGCUCACAAGAAUUUUUGAAAAAUUUAAAAAGCCAAAGGGUAAAUAUCCAAUAGAAGGGAUAUGCACAAACACAGUGUGGAAGCACACAGUAACACCUACUGAAAUUAAAAAGUCCAGAAAGGGUCGCUGGGUGGUGGCAGUGAUGGAUAGACACAGCUUGCCUCACUAAGCACAUAGACCAUCUCCUAAAAUAAGCAGGCCUUGUUUGUCUUCCCUGUUAAUUUAGUUCUUUAGAAGGUCAUACAGCUUAAGUUCAAGGAUACAAUAGCAGAAGUAGUCUCAGAUACAGUUUUCUGGUGAGUAAAUCACUCACAGAAAUGUCUAACAACCUGCCUGAAUGUUCCACAUCAACCGUGGCUUAGUCACAGAACCAAGUAAGGGUAAUUUGCAAGAGAACCCAGCCUCCCUUUACCGUUCCCAAAGAUUACAGAAAAUGAAAAAGUCAAAAUGUUAAGAUAGAAACUCAUUAAACAGAAAUUAAUUUGUUCAGUGGUGCAGAAAUUAAAUAAUUGAGCCAGGCUGUGAUUAAGUCUCUACAAAUUGCAUGAUAAAUAGGAGUUUGACAUAAACAAUCACAACUGUGCAUAUACAUAAUUUUUAAAUUGAAUGGCCCAAAAAGAUACACUUAAGGAAAAUUUUCACAUGAAAAAAGAGUGAUAUUGAAAAUAGUAUGUUAACUAUUUUUAAUUGUGCUUCCUUAAGAGAUAUUAGAAAUAUAUCUUAAAAGAAAGUCUCAAAAAUUGAAUUGGUUUACUGAAUUCUCUGGCAACCGAAUACUUUUAAUUAGUUGGAUAUAUAAUGGACAAUAAAUAAAAGACUACUAGAGCUAUAAUUGUGAUAAACAUAUACGGUUAAAAAGUGGGUUACAGGUGAUGUCUAUAUAAUCUAAAACUGGAGAAGCAUGUUAAGCUAACUUUUCCACACAUGAUUGAAUUUCAUUUUGAUUAAUGAGGGUAUAGCGGCUAGAUAAACAGGCUUGGAAAAAAAUAGUUUACAAAGACUCGAUUAACAUCCUGGACCCAGAGCUACAUAUUAUGUAAGAAAUGCAUGCAAGUAAAAAUGCAUCGCCCUGCUUCAAACUGCCCUCACUAUCUCCCUUCAGGCCAUAGUUGAGACAAUCCUAGAGAUGACAUCCUUGUCAAUGUGAGACCACCAAAGGAAUGCACAAGUGGAUUAAGAUAUUAUGUAUCUCCAUGGGCUAUGGUGAGACCUGUGUCCAGAUUAACUGAUGGUCUACAUAAAACUGGUAACCACCUACUUUAUAAGAAGGCACAGUUUAACACAGAUUCUAAUGUAUGGUUUUAAAAAACUAAUCAAGGGACGUUAUGUUUUUCUUUUUUUUUUUUCUUUCUCUAUCCCUUAACAUCACAUGUGAUAGGAGUCCUAUUAUGUCAUAAGUCCCUAGGAAUCAAAGCAGGUGUUGUGGGGGUGAAAGGUAAAAGGGAACACUCCAUUUCAUAAAUGUACUGAGUAUACUUUUAGAAAUAAGUUAUCUUAUCAGUAGUAAUGUGAUUUAUUCUGUAUCUAUACCAGCAUGGGAUAAAAUAGUGUUUUUUAAAACACAAAAUAAAGAGCUUAACAAGUCUAAAUUUAGAUCCAGGUUUACAUGAUUCAGAGAGAAGAGAGCAUCAAGAAGAAACAAGAAAAUGUGAAGAAAACUCAUGAUCAAAGUCCAUUUUAGCUUUUAGCAACUAUGGUGUAAUUUGCUAGCAUUUCAAAGCCACAGGAUCCUCGUUUGUUAUCCAAAGGUGAUAGACUGUCAUUAGUUCACCUAAGAAACUCUUUAUAACUCUUUACAUAUGGACAUUGGUCCGAAAUCCUGAUCAGAAAUAUGGUCUACCAUAUACUCUAGACUUUUCCUCCAUGCAUUCUUCCAGGUGGCUAUGUUCUAUAACUGUAAGAAGGGGCAGAACAUCCCACAUAAAGCUUGGCAUAAAGUACUGCUUUAGAAGAACACUGUAGUGAAGGUCCACAAAGGAAGAACAGAGUAUGUGCCUACCACCUUGAUUCUGCUCAGGGUUGCCAUAUAAACCAUAGUCGAUGCUUGGCUUGAGUAGUUCAAGUCAUUUUCAUAAAGGGACUCAUACUCAAGAAACGAAGGUCAAAGCAAUUACACUAAAACAAAAUGUGCCAAUUCUUUCAAUAUGUAAAUUCUAAGGACCAGUAGGCCCUAAACGACUUUGAAAGCAAUUGUAUGUUUUAUUAUUGUACUGUAAUUUGCACUACGAUAUUAUCAUGUUCAAGCAAACUUAAAAUGCUCUCUAAUGCCAAAUGUAUAGAUCAUAGGUUCAUGUUAUUUCGUAUAAGAACUACAUUGCAUUGUGCCAGUUGUUUAAUGCUAUUAACUUUCCCUGGGUGUUACUAUGAUGCAGAUCCAACAGGGUUGUUGUAAGCACACUAAUUAGUCAUCUAGGAUUUUAUAGAUAAAAAUCAUACAUUGAUCAGAAAUCACUUUUUUACUUAUUUUUUUGUAGAGUAUUUUUCCACACUUGAAAUAACAUGAUUAUUUUAUAUCAAACAUCAGUUUUUCUUUGAAAUCUUAUUUUGGUAGCCAAUGCAUGUUUGAAAUAAGAUGUUAAAUACUAUGAUAAUAUUAAGGUUGUGUUUGUAAAUGGGAAAUAUGCAUGCUAUAAUGAACCAUGCAGCUUGGGGAGGGGGUGUUUCCCACUGCCACCUUACAUGCAAGCGUUGUCUUAAUCUGUGUGCAUGAUUCGCAUUCUUUCAAGAGUCCUUUUGCAAUAUUUAUAUAGUGAAUUGUGAGUCUUAGUGCUGACGAGCCCCUGUGACAAGGCAGAAUACUGUCCUGCUUUAGUUUUUCUUCCAACAUUGCAUUAUAGUGUUAUAAAGUUUCCCAAAAAACCUUUUUCUUGGGGUUGUCAGCAAUUACCUACAGCAAAUAAAGUAAUUUGCUGUCAAAUCUUACAAGUGGCAGCAUAGAAAGUUAAAGUUUCUAGCAUGAAGAUGUGAAAAAGUCACUGUACAACGUUCCAUUAUAUGAAUACAAUAUUCUGGCAGCUCUUUGGAUAAUCAAGGAAAGCUUAUCAUUUUUGAAACACUGCCAAAUCACUACUACUGCCAAAAAGGAGAAACACUAAGUCAGACCUGCAUUAUACCUGAGCACUAACAAGACUAUCCAGACCGCAACCAAUUGGUACAGCAGAGGUGAGAGAAUGGUAGACCAAAUCUUUUGUUUUUUUAGUAAUUUGCAAAAUGUAGAAGAAUUUUGAAUGUUGGCAACAGAGAUACACCUUUACAUGCUGGAAAAAUCACAGCAAUCUCUGAAAAUAAAAUCUCUGAAAGGAUGUGCUCAGGCAUUUUGUCUGGUUGGUCUUAUUUAUUUUAGAAAAAAACCUUGUGUUUUUGAAAGGCCUAAUUUUAGGCAGGUAAUACAAGUAGACUGAUUUCUCCCUCCCAUAAUGAAUCAUGUAUCAUAACAUAUAAUGGGUGGAACAUAGCUUUCAGUAAUUCAAAUUACCAGUAUAAACUUUCACCACGUUGGAAGGUAAUUUCCCUGUUACGUUAACAAAGCAAAGAAGCCUUAGUAAUGUUUAUUUGCUUAUUUAUUUAUUUACAGUAGAUUGUUUCUUUGGAGUCUAAUUUUAACAGCAUCAAUGAAGUUAAUAAAACGCUAAGAAAAAUGACUCUAGUUACUAUUCCAAGUCAAAAUCCUGAGGUUGAGUCCCUCUGAAGUUCAAAAGUAAAGCAUUGACUCAAAUGAAGAACAGCCCGCCGGUUCAGCCACAGAGAGGAUGACUUUGUCAGUCAUGAUAUCAUAAGUGUGAACAGCCUGUCCUGUCACAGAAAGGAUGACUAUAUCAUUCAUUCAUGAUAUUGCAGGUGUAUGAAAAGGUGAAUAUGCCAUUUACAAUACUGUAAGUGUGUAACACUCAGCAAGUGUCUGAUCUGGUCUCGUAGUUUGAUACUGCAUGCAUCCCUUCAUUGAAUUCACCUGUAAAUAACAAUACUUUGUGGCAGCUAAGUUAAUAUUUAAUAAGCCAUGAAGGGCAUGAUGUCAUAGGAAAUCUGUACUUUCAGCUGUUUGGAGAAAUUGUAUUUUCCAUAAAAUAAACCGGAGCUGCCAUUUGAAAUUUUCUUCCCUUAAAAAUUAUGUCAUUACAAUGUAUGUUCCUGAUCAUUGAUGCCUUUUCAGGCUUAUAACUCUAUGAUGUGAUUGCUCCAAUUUUGUGAAAUUUUGUUUAGCAAUUAAUGCUUUUUACCAUCUGCACAAAGAUUCCAAUGCAGAAAAAUAAAUGUGUAAAGAAUUUGAGCCUGUAUGUAAGUCUCUUACAUCACAUUUACGAUAUUCAGUGUAAAUACCUCACUGAUUUGACACUGGAGUUAUUAGAUGUGUAAAUAAUAAUGUUCUGUUUGGGCCUAAUUAAUUCCUGUAAUGUGAAUAUUUAAAAUAAAAUAAUUCAAUUUAA